AUGAAGCUCUCCCUCAAGUUUCAAGAGAACCCCAACCACCAUAACCAAAACCAAAACCCAAAUCAAAACCCAAUCCUCAAAGCCAAAUUACCCAUUACCAUAUUCAGCCAACCUUUCAUCUCCACCACCACCACAUCCACCACCAGCUCCUCCUCAGACCUCUCCUUUUCACUCUCCACCAACUUUCCCUCUGGUCCUUCUCUCAAGCUCUCCUAUUUUCCUACCACCACUACUGUAUCCUCUCCUUUCUCUCUCUCCCUUAAGUCUGGCCUUGGCCUCUUUGGCUCUCCACACAACUCCCCUCUUGUCUUUUCUGCCAAUUUCUCCCUUUCCCCAACAAACGCUCCCAUCCCCACUUUCUCUCUCCAUUUCAAGCCCCAAUUGGGUCACUUUUCCCUUAAAAGAUCGACUUUUUCUGACCCUUCUUCUAAUCAGGUUUCUGGGUCUUCCUCCAAUGGUGGUAUUGAAGUGAAUUCUGGGUCUUACUCCAAUGGUGUGGUCAGUUUUGAUUCUGGGUCAUUUUCAAAUGGCAAGCUUGGAAGUGGGUUUGUGUCAGAGGAGUUAUCUGUUUGGCAGGAGCUGAAAUUGGAGCCUUGUAGUCGCAAAGAUGGAUUUACAAAUCCUAAAUCUUUGAAGAAUUGUGGGGUUGAUUUAAAUUCUGGAAUUGGGCUUGUGUCAGAGAGGCAAUUGGCUUUGAAGGAUAGUGGGAAAGAUGGGAUUUUGCAUGGAGUUGCUGUUAUGGCAAGAACGGUUUUUCCAGUGACCAAAAGGCUAACAGUGAAUAUGCGAUGGGGCGUGAAUUUUCCAGCUGAUUUGAGAAAGACAAUGCCUUACUUGAGUGUGAAUAAGAUUGGUAUAGAAAGGGUUGAGGAGGUGAAGGAGGUAGUGAAGAACAGUGGUGAGAACAAUGUAGGUGAUUUGGAAUUGUUGAAGGGAAUGUGCUUUUGGACGAGAAGGGAUUUGGAAUCUUUGGAGAAGGAAAAUAGAGAGAUGAAGCAGAGUUUGGAGGAGAUGAGAUUGGGAAUUUCUGUGAAAAAUUUCCAUGGAGAGAGUGAUGUUAUCGGAAAGAAGGUGUUGCCACCUACUAGUGAGAGUUCUAGCGAGUUUGAGCGGUGGAGGAGCAAGAAGAGUGGCGGAGAAGAGAAUGGACAAAGGGAAUCAAAGAAGUCCACAAACCGGGUGAGUGAUGUAGAAUCUGAAUUGCAGAGGGCGAUAAAGGCGGCUUCCUUGUAG
Quercus robur (English oak) is the source of this 1233-nucleotide messenger RNA. RefSeq lists its product as uncharacterized. The coding region runs from base 1 to 1233 and encodes 410 amino acids. The transcript has a single exon. Lineage: Eukaryota; Viridiplantae; Streptophyta; Magnoliopsida; Fagales; Fagaceae. The record is from RefSeq and is a predicted model, not a curated record.